Vitis riparia (riverbank grape) is the source of this 1113-nucleotide messenger RNA. RefSeq lists its product as uncharacterized. The record is from RefSeq and is a predicted model, not a curated record. Lineage: Eukaryota; Viridiplantae; Streptophyta; Magnoliopsida; Vitales; Vitaceae. The transcript is spliced from 4 exons. The coding region runs from base 166 to 564 and encodes 132 amino acids.
UCAAUCCCAUAAAUAUCUUUUUAAAAGCAUUUGGGAUCUAAACAUGCAACCCACGUCCUUCCUUCAUUCUUUGUUUCUUUCUUUCUCAUCGGCAUGCAAUAUUGAUAUUGAAGAAGCUGAUAUUUUGAUUCUCUUCUAUUCAUAAGCCUUUUGUUCAAAGUUGCAAUGACAUCAGCGAGAUCCAACUGGUGGUACUGUUGUUCGGGCUGCGCAAACAAGCUUGCUCCUUUUAGUGGUCUCUUUAAGGAACUUCUUUCGCAUCGCACUCCGGAAAGUCGUCUCCUCCUCAUUCGGGGCAACGGUGGAUUGACGAAUGUGAACUUUCAAGGAAAAGAGUCGAUUAAUCAAGUUCCAACUUGCGUUACACCUGCUCAGCUUCAAGAUGAAUGUUGGAUGGCUCAAACGAAUCUGACCAAUAUCCACUGUUCUAAUUGUGAUACUCAUGUUGGAUGGAAAAUUAUUAAUGAGCUCAGCAAUCACCCAAUAGUCCGUCCAGGCCAAUACAUACUGCGGAUUGAUUCUGAGAAUGAGAUUAUUUACUGGGAGAGGCCCAGGCCACGAUGAACCUGAUUGAAGGAGAAAUAUGGCUGAUGGAUGUUGCUAGGUACCAAAUCCAAAUGGGAUCGAUGCUACUGUUGACAAGUACCAUUACAAUUGAUUCCAUUCAUUUCAUUUGUUUUCCUAUAGAAUUCUUCUACUCAAUGUUUAUCAAGUUCUCCAUAAUUCCUAUAGAUGAUAUAGAAGGAAAUCAAUCAUCCAACCAGACCAGAAGAUAAUCUCUAAGCACAACACCCAAUAUAGAAACAAAUCAAUCUUCCACUCCAGUCACUCUAAUCCCAUGAUUAAUUACAACCUAACAAUUACCUUGGACCAUAAAUCAGUUAGAGACAUACAUCCAUGGUAAUUAUGAAAUUCCAUAUUCAAGAAUAGGCACAAAUAUCUCUUCCUAGUAAUUGUACUGUAUCAAUUCCAGCUUUACAUUCCUUUAUUUUUUUCUAUGUAAUACCAAUUCAUUAUUUUAUAAAAAUGCUAAGUCUGAAACUUCCUAAUGUAAUAGAGCAGUCGUUUGUUUGAAAUAUGACUACUAGUGAUGAACUAUGUCUAAUCAUUCAA